Macroventuria anomochaeta is the source of this 1713-nucleotide messenger RNA. RefSeq lists its product as uncharacterized. NCBI's taxonomy places the organism in Eukaryota, Fungi, Ascomycota, Dothideomycetes, Pleosporales, Didymellaceae. Bases 1 to 1644 code for a protein of 547 amino acids. The transcript is spliced from 2 exons. Gene Ontology annotation, biological process: mitochondrial translational initiation. Gene Ontology annotation, molecular function: structural constituent of ribosome. Gene Ontology annotation, cellular component: mitochondrial small ribosomal subunit. The record is from RefSeq and is a predicted model, not a curated record.
AUGGCCCUCCGCCGACAGAGCCUGUCCCCGACAGCGAACCUGCUGCGCAACUCGCGCCUCUUCUCGUUGCCGAACCCCCUGCCCCGACCGGUCGUGGGCGAGACGUCCGGAGCCGGCGUCACCAAGGCCUCAGACUCGGCGACACUGCCGUACCCGACCCAUCAGGCCAUCGCGACCACAAAGAGCUCGCUCGCUCGCGGAGACUGGGGCCUGAAGCGCAACUUGCCUGCGCGGUCGCAUCUGCUGCAGACGAGCGACCCCGUGCUGCGCAUCACCCAGCUGGACACCAUCGAGAACGUCACCGACUUCGACUCGGCGGCCGACCAUGUGCGCACACGGCAGAAGUGGGAGCAGAUGGGCGUGCCCAUGAUGAAGGGCAUGGGCCAGCUGCGCAAAACCGGCCUGACCGACGCACCGCCUGCCGGCGCGUUCGAGCGUCGCGACGACACCACCUCGUACGACACUGCCCUGGGCCUGGACGAGAACGGGCUGUUCCUGGAGGCGCUGAAGGACAACAAGAGGGCGAGGGAGAAGGCAGAAAAGCACAGUGGCCGCGCAGAGCAGUUCGCGCCCUUCAAGCCGCCACCCGUCGACGCCGAAGUCCACAACGCCCGCCGCUGGAAGCACGAUGGCCCCUGGCUGCCCGGCCAGAGCGCCGACGAAUUCAUGGCAUACAUGUCCAAGGAGAUUGGCAAGCGCCAGGCCAGGUUCAACGAGUACCUCAUCGAGUUUGUCAAGAACGAAAUCUACACCACCCGCCAGCUCGCCGCCUCCACCUCGGGCGAACUUCCCCCCAUCGACCCCUCCGAAGCCCAGGCAUGGCAGGCUGCGCGCGAGAAAGAGCGGUCGAGCAUCUCGCAGGACGACAUCAACGCGGGCAUCAAGGCGCUGCGCAAGGAGACGGCGAACAACCCGCUCGGCUCCAAGCUCGUCACGAAGCUGAUCAUGCCCUUCCUGCGCCUCCCCGCAAUCCGCUUCAAGUACAAGGCCUACGACCAAGACGCCUCCAACCGCGAUUUCGACCAGUACCAGUUCGACCAGGAAAGCGCCCCGCUCUCCACCCACCCGUCCGCCGGUCUCGGCUACCUCAAGACAAAGUCCUACCUCGCCACCCACCCCAUCCUCGGCCCGCAAGCCAGCCCAACACCCGUCCCCUCACGCGUCAUCCAGGCCCGCACUCUGCCCACAACAAAGGAGCCCUAUGCACGCUUGGGUGUCGCUGGUUUCGUGGCCAACGACCAGUACCGCGCGACCGACAACAACUCUGCCGGCAGGGGCAGCUUCAACAACGUGCGCGACGUCGAAACCAUCGACAUCGACACACCGGGCGGCAAGAAGAUCCUCGUCAACCCGCAGUUCGGUUCCGUAUCCAACGACGGAAGGAUCCAUAUCAAGGUGAAGCGCUCCACCGGGCCUGAAAUCGCAGUCGCGAGAGGCGAGCUGGAGGACAGGCCGCCCAGUGGUGUGAAGGAGUUGGAUGAGUUGAGUGCGGCUGGCAGGAGGGGCCAGGAUGAUGGUGCAAAGGAGCUUGACGAAAUGAGUCUGCAAGGGAAGGCAUUCGCAGAUUUCAUUCAGAGCCCAGCGAGAGGGCAGCCUGGGCCGGGGUUCCCGGGGGUUGCGCCUGCGUUGAGACCGUCUGAGUAGAGAUGUAGUAGUAUAUGAUGUAAACCGUGUAUUGUAGUAGAAUGUAUAUCCAGUUCGCUUCAGGUUCGU